AUGCCGACCAAGUCAUCAGUCAAGCGCAGCUCCAUGCUCGGUAGCCUCAGCGUCGCCGAUCGUGCCAAAAAGUUCCAAACCGAGUCCACUGGCACAACCACCACUGCAACGCCCGCAAAGCCGAAUCACAAGCGAACCAAACUCGCACGCGCAGCCUUGCCGUCAUCAUCAGCAACAUCGGUAUCGGCAUCAUCAGCGUCGCUUCCUUCUUCGGAAGCUUCUGCCUCGUCUUCACAUAACGUCGAGCCAGAGUCUGUCGCCGUCCUCAAGCACGCGCGCAGGAUCAGUGUCUCGACGCCCAUGCACCGUCGUGCAAGCAGCGAUGUCAGCAUCCUCGACCCCUUCGUCGCUCACCAAUUAGUAGCAGAAGCAAACAGCAGCGGCAACACCGACCGUCGUCGUGCGUCGCACCGUUGCACUAGCCCGCCGCCCACCGUUCGAACUUCCUCCUUUGCCGAGAUCGAGCAACUGGCCGCCGAGCUCGAGGCCAACCGUCCAGCAUGCAGCAAGCCCGUCUCCGCCAUGCAACCCCGCCGCGCACGAGCUAGCUCUGUCCUCAUGAACAGCAUCACCGAGGAAAAUAUGCACCUCCGAAUGUGCCCCUCUACAGAAACCAUCCGUGGGCUUGCCUCGGUCCAGCCUCGCUCAUCCUUCGUCGAGGCAUCUGCGGCGCUGCGCGACGAGCAUGUCAGCUUCCACGUCUCACCCUGUCUUUCCGAGGAUGGCUCCAUCGACUGGCACCACUUUGUCAGCACCAACUACGGCGUCGCCUCCUCGCUCGACUUUCGCCAACCCAUCUCAAUCACCGACCUCGCGCUGCCCAUCUCAGCGCGCACGCGCGUCUACCAGUCCAAGCUCUGCAAAGCCGACAGCCCGACACUCAACGACGAGGCCACAUGGCUGGAGGAGGAGCUCGCCAACUGCAGCGACAUCGAUCACGACGAUGACGACGACGACAACGACGACGAGCUGGAUCAGCACAAGUCGUUUGAUACCGUGCGCCAUUCGCUCGACGAGGACGAGUAUCUGACGCCCGAGGGAAGUCCGUUGUUGUCGCCGGUCAACGCCAUGGCACCGCCUGUCGUCGAAAUCAUGGGCCUGGGGAUUCAGGAUGCUUCUCUGCUGCUGCCCGGCCAAGUGCAGGCGCAUGCGGACAAGUCGGCUGAUUCGCUCUUGGAGCAGGUGGCCAUGCACGAGGCCUGCAUUCGAACGCUGAACACACUCUCGCAUGACGAGCGUGACCAGGCGUCGGCUAUCGCUUCGGCUGUCAACAGCAGACAGCUUGGACUGCAUGUGCCACCCAUGCCCGACCGCAGGAGCAGCCUGGCGGUUCCCAGUACUUUCCAGCACCCAGGUCUGCGAAACGUCGGCUCCAACGGCGACUUUAGCGUUACCCAGUCGGACAGCUCCGGGCUGUUUGGGGACGACACGUACGAUGCCUCGCUGAGUCCCAUGGCCGACAUGGGUCACGGCCCAAGCGGCCACAACCCCUUUGAUGGCUGUGGCGAACGACGCGCUUCGGCGGCGAGCUACUUGUCGACCGACUCGACAGCCUCGGCGGAUCUGUCGAUUGCAUCGCACGGCUCGAGCCUGCUCUACAAUGUCCACCUCGUUGCACCGCGUAUGGAGCGCGCCGGAUCCACAGAUACCACUGUGAGCACUCGCCGUUCUUCCAUCGCCAGCAGCUACGCCGCUCACGAAAAGACGCCCGCGCCCGUCAAACCCCCGCGCAGCCCACUCCGCAUCAACGCCCCCGCCGUUCUCCCUACAUUGACGCAGGAGGCUUGCGAGGCGACGCCGCAGCCAGCUCAACGAGGAGCAGCAUCUCCAGCACAAGAGCCGCACGAUCUGGUGCGCAUGAAGGCCAUGCCUCUGCCGCCUCUGCCCCUCGAAGCCGACAAGCCUCCUCGAUCGUCCAGGGAGUCGGCGCGGGUGCUGCGUCAAGCCGGCCGCCGCAAAGCGGGCACCGACCAGCCCCAGCCACCGGCACGCCUGGACAGCCUGGACACCAUGGUGGCUGCUGCACCCAAGGAGACGCAGCUGCGCGAAGAGUUCCCCGAACGUCUGCUCGGAGACUGGAUGAGCGCCGCCGGUUCCAAGUAUCAAGGAGACUACGUCGUCGAGCGCAGGGAAGACGAGCACGUGGUGCGUGUCGAGCCGGUGCCCCUGCACAAGCGCAUCCGCAACAAGGACGGGACGACCUACUUGCCUGGGUUGGGUGAGAUUGUCCCACCGAGCCCAGACGUGGCUGUUGCCCAGCUGUUGAUGGACGACGACAUCCCCGUCUACCCCGGCAGCGCUGCACGCAAGCACUUGGGUGUCGGCCCGGUGGCGGCUCCGUCGGUGCUUUCCCCCUCGGCCACGUUGACCGCCAACAAGUCGGCAUCCACCACAACGCUCAAGAGCAAGCUCUCUGGUCGGUUCUCGGUCGGCAAUGCAGCCGCCAAAAUCGAACGCAAAAGCUCGGAAUCGUCGCUGCCCAACGUCCUCGGUCGACGCAUGCGCAAAGCGUCUGUCGCCUCGUCUUUCUCCAACACCGCUGCUGCUUCUACGGUCGAAAUGCCCUCGGCAUGGAAGGACCGCCUGAUCGGCAAACGACCGUCGAUGGAUCUGCGAAGACCUAGCCUGACCUCGCUCACGUCCGCGUCGACUUCGGCGUCGUCCUCGUCGAGCACGGGCUCGGGCGGAACACUGCUCCCCACCGCGAUCACGCCCGAACCCCGCUCCCGUUCCAGCAUGGGCUUCCGCAAGAUGCUCAGCUCCAUUACUGGCAGCAGCACCGACCCCACCGCGGCCAGCCCGGAACCCCCCGCAACGAACACCCCGCAUUCUGCGGUUAGCAGCGCAACGGCAGGGCCACAGCCGAGGACACUGCAGGCGUUGGCAGCGAGCACGUUCGAGUCGCCCAAGGCAGCGCGCCGGCUGUCUGUGCGUCGCCCCACGCGCAAGUACGAGUCGUUCAUGCAGCUUUCCGACGACGACGAUGAGGCGGCCGAGGAUUCGGCGAGCACGGCCGACGUCGACUCGCCGCCACCUGUGGCCAAGAACCGCAAGGACCUGACCAAGAUCCUGGGCGCGAGUGAGGUCGAUCUCUCGCAACCCCUGGCUGCUAAGAGGAGCACCGGCUGGCACAAGUAG
Molecule: messenger RNA, 3138 nt
Organism: Sporisorium graminicola
Lineage: Eukaryota; Fungi; Basidiomycota; Ustilaginomycetes; Ustilaginales; Ustilaginaceae
Exons: 1
Coding region: 1-3138 (1045 amino acids)
Source: RefSeq, a predicted model, not a curated record